UAAUGGCCCCUGCAGGGUUGGGAAAUGCAGGCCCUGCAGGUGCCAAGGUCCAGGCUCUCUCUGGAGCGGGCAGAGCCCGGCUUUUGCCCCCGCACCAUGGACUUUGCCAGGAGCUGGCAGCUUGUCAGGGCCCCCGUUGGAGCAAACCCGAUCGAUUCAGAGCUUCCCUUCCACCUCAUCCCUUCGCAAUUCCUUUCCCAGCACCUUUUUCCGAGGGAGGAGGAGAAGGGCUGGUCCUGGCUCAGCUCCCGGCUCCGGCAUUGUCACGGGACGGGCGCGAUGGCCGGGGCACGCCUGGCUGGUUUUGGGCAGAGAGCGUGGUGUUCAGGGACACAAACACGUGUUGUGGGGAGGAGGUUGGGGCGCGGAGGGAAGGAGGAAGCCGGGGAGGACUUGAGUGUCAAUUUUUCUCCUCUCCCAGGCGGAGAUGGGGGCACCACUCGGCCAUCGAGGUGACCAACGAGCCCAUCCUCGAGUUUAAGCCGGGGAGCCCCGAGCGAGCGGCGCUUCAGAAGGCACUCGCCGACCUGAAGGACAAGACAGAGGCCAUCCCUUGCGUGGUUGGGGGAGAAGAGGUGUGGACAUCCACGGUGCGGUACCAGCUGUCGCCGUUUAACCAUGCGCACAAGGUGGCCAAGUACUGCUACGCCAACAAGGAGCUCAUUAACAAAGCCAUUAACGCCGCCUUGGCAGCGAGGAAGGAAUGGGACCUGAAACCUGUCCAGGAGCGGGCGCAGAUCUUCCUGAAGGCAGCUGACAUGCUGAGCGGCCCCAGGCGAGCAGAGGUGCUGGCCAAAACCAUGAUCGGGCAGGGCAAAACCGUCAUCCAGGCGGAAAUCGAUGCCGCGGCGGAGCUGAUCGACUUCUUCCGCUUCAACGCCAAGUACGCCCUGGAGCUGGAGCACAGCCAGCCCCUCAGCGUGGACAUCAGCACCAACAGCAUGGUCUACCGGGGGCUGGAGGGUUUCGUGGCGGCCGUCUCUCCCUUCAACUUCACAGCCAUCGGUGGCAACCUGGCAGGGGCUCCAGCCUUGAUGGGAAACGUGGUGCUGUGGAAGCCCAGCGACACUGCCCUGCUCUCCAGCUACGCCGUCUACAAGAUCCUGCUCGAAGCCGGGCUCCCUCCCAACGUGGUGCAGUUCGUGCCGGCGGAUGGACCCGUCUUUGGAGACACCGUCACCAGCUCCGAGCACUUCUGUGGCCUCAACUUCACCGGCAGCGUCCCGACUUUCAAGCACCUCUGGAAACAGGUAUCCGAAAACCUGGAUCGCUACCGCAAUUUCCCACGGCUGGCUGGAGAGUGCGGCGGGAAGAACUUCCACCUGGUGCACAGCUCGGCCGACGUGGCCAGCGUGGUGAACGGGACCCUGCGCUCGGCCUUCGAGUACGGCGGCCAAAAAUGCUCGGCUUGUUCCCGUCUCUACGCCCCGGACUCGCUGUGGCCCCAGAUCAAAGAGAAACUGCUGGAGGAGCACGGGAAGAUCAAAGUGGGAGACCCCACGCAGGACUUCGGGACGUUCUUCUCUGCAGUGAUCGAUGACAAGUCUUUUGCCCGGAUAAAGAAGUGGAUCGAGCACGCCAAGAAGUCGUCCAACCUCACCAUCCUGGCCGGAGGCGGCUGCGACGACAGCGUGGGCUACUUCGUCCAGCCCUGCAUCGUGGAGAGCAAAGACCCACGGGAUCCCAUCAUGAAAGAGGAGAUUUUUGGCCCCAUCCUCACGGUUUACGUCUACCCCGAGAAGCGGUACAAGGAGGUGCUGGAGCUCAUCGACACCACGACGCCCUACGGCCUCACGGGGGCGCUCUUCGCCCAGGAGAAGAGCAUCAUCGACGAAGCCAGGAGCCUCCUGCGCAACGCCGCCGGCAACUUCUACAUCAACGAUAAAUCGACGGGCGCCGUGGUGGCUCAGCAGCCCUUUGGGGGCUCCCGCAUCUCAGGCACCAACGACAAGCCCGGUGGCCCCCACUACAUCCUGCGCUGGACGUCGCCCCAGGCCAUCAAAGAGACGCACGUGCCGCUGCGGGACUGGCGCUACGCCUACAUGCAGUGAUGCCUUCUCCUGGCCACACACCCCAACUACUGAUCCCCACCCAACGCACAGAGUGGCUUUGCUGCUACAACCUUAAAAAAAAAAAAAAAAACCCACAAAAAGAAAGCACUUAAAUCUACUGAUCUCUAACCUGUGGAGCUUAGGUUUUAUUUUUAAAGUAAAAAAAUUAUAUUAUUAAAUUGUUAACUCAAAGGAAAAGUCCUUGUGGGUUUUUUAGUUAUGUGAGUAGGUUUAGUUAAUUAAUUAAGGGGUGGUUGGAGGUGUGGCUGUAGAACACACCUGGACUCUGCGUUCCCUUUUCCCCCCGUUUUGUCCAUCCCAAGCUGUCCAGUGCUGGAAUUAGAGCAGAGAUGGGCGUUAAGAGGCUGGCCCUGUCCCACUCACCUGUAAAAAGCCACGUCCUCCCCUUCCCUGGCCCCAAGGCCUCCCUUCCCCAGCAGAAACCACUGGAAGGUGUGGGCUGUGUGUCCCAGCCUCCCUGGGCUGGUUUUAAACCAGAAAUCAAUCCGGUGGGAGCCCUGAGCCGUAUCUUCUCCCCGUUCUCCAGCAAGAGCAAAGCCCUCCACACCCCCAGAGGGUUCUGAUGCAGGAAAAGAACAUGGCAGAGGGUGUGUGUUGUGCCAGGAGAGGGUGGCUGUGAGGGCAGUGCUGCCUAGAAGUAAGUUUAAGGGCCUUAUCUCACCCCUCUGAAGUCAAGGGCUGGGGUUACCUGCACCUUACCUUGCAAACGGGUGCUCAGGCAGGUGGAGCAGCAAAACCCACCUUGGUCCCCUUGGUUCAACACUGAUGGUGAAGCCAGGCCAUCUCCAGUGCUUCCCAUUGCUGGGCAUUGGCUGCUUCCACUGCUCCAACCCCUGGAGACAUUCCAGCCCAGGUUGGAUGGGGCUCUGAGCAUCCUGGGCUGGUUGAAGAUGUCCCUGUACGUUCAUGGCAGGAGGGUUGGACUAGAUGGUCUUUAAAGGUCCCUUCCAACCCCAACUAUUCCAUGAUUCCAAGUCUGUUAGAAGGAGGUGGGAAGACCUUUGAGAUGUUUCAAUAGUAGGAAAGCUCCUGCACAAGCUGCAGAGGUGGAUGCCUUGUCCCUCCUCCCCCCAGAAGGGAUUUAAGUGCUGGGACAGCAACGGGAGGUCUGCAAUCAGUAAAGCAAGAUGCAUUUCCCUGUUGUGCUGUGUCCAGGACCCCCCUCCCAUCCCAGGACACAGGGAUCCUCUGACACAGGUACCUCUCCGAGCUGCCAAAUUAAGCAGUUUAAUUAGUUCUGACCUUUGUUGCUGUGACCCACACGGGCUCCACCACACCAUCAGCCGGGUCUCGGGGACGGUCCUGCGACACAAACAGGAAAAAGGCUCUUAAACCCAGAGCCCUGCAUCCUUCCAGGGUCAUUGCUGCUUUAGAAACGCACAAAUCUCUAACACCCACAAUUAAUAACUGUUUGAUUAGCAGGAUUUGCAGAGGGUGUGGAUAACCCCAUUAGGGCUGGUGUCAUAAGCAUUAAAUAUUGAUCUUGCCCACGACUGGGCAGGUGUUCAGCUGUGGGUCAUGACCAAGUGGCAUUAAUACCUGUGAAUCCUGGUUCCACUGAGAAAAUUUGCAAUAAAAUAAACAACAAAAAACCC
Messenger RNA from Calidris pugnax (ruff), 3667 nucleotides. RefSeq names its product aldehyde dehydrogenase 4 family member A1 (gene ALDH4A1). Lineage: Eukaryota; Metazoa; Chordata; Aves; Charadriiformes; Scolopacidae. The coding region runs from base 3 to 2051 and encodes 682 amino acids. The record is from RefSeq and is a predicted model, not a curated record. The transcript has 14 exons. Gene Ontology annotation, molecular function: L-glutamate gamma-semialdehyde dehydrogenase (NAD+) activity.